Messenger RNA from Rhineura floridana, 4353 nucleotides. RefSeq names its product potassium inwardly rectifying channel subfamily J member 11 (gene KCNJ11). Gene Ontology annotation, cellular component: plasma membrane. NCBI's taxonomy places the organism in Eukaryota, Metazoa, Chordata, Lepidosauria, Squamata, Rhineuridae. Gene Ontology annotation, molecular function: ATP-activated inward rectifier potassium channel activity. The record is from RefSeq and is a predicted model, not a curated record. Gene Ontology annotation, biological process: regulation of monoatomic ion transmembrane transport; potassium ion import across plasma membrane. The transcript has a single exon. The coding region runs from base 322 to 1515 and encodes 397 amino acids.
CACGGAUUUGGGAGAUGGUGCCUAGCUGGGUAAGCUCUCGUCGCAGGCUGGUUGGCUGCGAGAGGCAGUCACGAAAAGCCGCCUCCUUUGCAAAAGCUGCGGAGGGCUGUGAUUGGCGUGCGCAGCUGGGGGGACCGGAUCGGGCUUGCAGAGACUGCCAGCGAGAGGGGCAGGCGGGGAAGGAGAGCCGGCCAGGGCAGUCCGAGUCCCGGUGAAGAAGGCGGAGGAACUGGGAGAGUGAUGGCUUCGUCUCACCCCGUCGGUGCCGCAGCGGUAGCGGGCAUGGGGCGGUAAGAAGCCUAGGGGCGGCAGGGGGAACCCAUGCCAGCCAUGUUGUCCAGGAAAGGGAUUAUUCCGGAGGAAUACGUGCUGACCCGGUUGGCAGAGGAUGUCCCCGAUCACCCUCGCUACCGCGCUCGGGAGAGGAGGGCCCGGUUCGUGGGCAAGAACGGCACGUGCAAUGUGGCUCACAAGAACAUCCGGGAGCAGGGCCGCUUCCUGCAGGACGUCUUCACCACGCUGGUGGACCUGAAGUGGCCCCACACGCUGAUCAUCUUCACCAUGUCCUUCCUGUGCAGCUGGCUGCUCUUCGCCAUGGUCUGGUGGCUCAUCGCCUUUGCCCACGGGGACCUGGACCAGAGCACCCAGCAGCUCCUGGGCGCCCCGGCGGUGGAGUUCGUGCCCUGCGUGACUGAAAUCCGUUCCUUCACCUCGGCGUUCCUCUUCUCCAUCGAGGUGCAGGUGACCAUCGGUUUUGGGGGCCGCAUGAUGACCGAGGAGUGCCCCGCCGCCAUCCUCAUCCUCAUCGUGCAGAACAUCGUCGGGCUGGUGAUCAACGCCAUCAUGCUGGGCUGUAUCUUCAUGAAGACCGCCCAGGCGCACCGUCGUGCGGAGACGCUCAUCUUCAGCAAGCACGCCGUGAUCGCCCUCCGAGAGGGCAAGCUGUGCUUCAUGCUGCGCGUCGGCGAUCUGCGCAAGAGCAUGAUCAUCAGCGCCACCAUCUGCAUGCAAGUGGUGAGGAAGACCGCCACCCCGGAGGGUGAAGUGGUGCCCCUCAACCAGAUAGAUAUCCAAAUGGAGAACCCGGUAGGGGGCAACAGCAUUUUUCUGGUCUCCCCGCUCAUCAUCUGCCACGUGAUAGACAAGAACAGCCCUCUGUACGACGUGGCCCCAGACAAUCUUCACCACCACGAGGAUUUAGAAGUUAUUGUCAUCCUAGAAGGGGUGGUGGAAACCACUGGCAUCACCACUCAAGCCAGAACGUCCUACCUGGCUGACGAGAUCCUCUGGGGCCAACGGUUUGUGCCUAUAGUAACAGAAGAGGAUGGGCAGUAUUCCGUAGACUACUCCAAGUUUGGCAACACUCUGAAGGUGCCCACUCCUAACUGCACUGCUAGGCAACUGGAAGAAAACAGGAGCAUCCUGGACAGUAUCUCCUUGUCACCUAGGGGCACCAGUAGGAAAAGAUCUAUCAGGUUAAAGCCCAAAUUUAGCAUAGCUGAUGAGCCUUCCUGACAUACCAGGCUCUUGUAUCGGAGACAAUAAACAUACACUGAGAUUUCUGUUAUUCAGGUUGUGGUUCCCAAGGCAGGUAAGAUGUUGUUUGGUUCAAGAGGAACGGUGUAAUUUGGGACAUCUAAGGAAAACUGAGCAUGAAUCAUCUCUCUCUCUGACGUUAUUAGUUUGCAAAAACAGUUGGGGUGGAUAAACAAGCAAACUGAAAGAUGCAUUUUUCAGAAAUCAUUUUUUAUAUAUUGGGUUGUGUUAUUUAUGCUCCGGCAAUGCAUAGACUUGAUCUGAAGUUUUUAGCUGUUAUAUAGGGACAUCUCAGUUCCAAUACAGAAACAAGUUCUAUGGGCUUAAUAAGGAAGUAAGUUAUUAAUAUUUAUUAAUAAAUAUUCAGAGAAAAGCUGCAGACACAAGGGUGCCUGUACACUGCAGUGCUUUAUGUCUUAAAUAAUUAUUUAAUUUGAUCCAUAAAUAAUAUUGCAUGAUUUAUUUUAAUUACAAACUAAUUAGGAGGUGUGUAGUCUUGUGGAUACUCAUGAAUCUUCUUGUAGUUAACUUAAGUUCAAUUGGGGUUAAUUUCAUUCCAAAAAUAUUAGACAAUUGUAAGAGAUAGUGGGCUCCUUCUGGAAGAGCGGGAUAUAAAUUUAAUAAAUAAUAAUAAUAGUUGCAGAUGUGGUUUGCAAACAGGAACAAUUAAAUUUCUUAUUAUUACUCUGUCACAUCCAACCCCCAAAUCCUGCCAUUACACAAGGAUAAGCCUUACAUGCUUUUUAUUAGUGCUGCCUGCUACUGAAAUUGUAGGCACAUUCAGUUUGGCCCAGUUUGCAAUAAUUAAAAUAUGGAAUUAGAGUCUUCAUCUUCAUUCAAAUUCACAUUUAUCCUCCUAGCCUUCUGAAUAAGGAGAUUGUCAUUUGAAAAUAGUGGACAUUUUGUAUAAAAAGACUCUCUAAAAAGGUUCCUAAUGUAACAGGCAAUAAUGAUAUGAAAGCAGUAUAUUUUAAUGUUCAUUUAACUCAAACAAUAUUUGCCAAUGAAUAGGACUGGUUAAUAUGAUGGUAACACAGUUUUCUUGGCUGUAACAUAAACUUAAACCUCUGUCAUGUGACAUCAUCAACCACCUUGCAGUAAUGUUUCUAUUUUAAUAGACAAUACAAAAGAUAGCUGGUGUGGCAUAGUGGAUGUAGGAUUGGACUAGGACUGGGGAGACCAGGGUUCAAAUCUCCGCUCAGCCACUAAGCUCACUGGAUGACCUUGGGCCAGUAAUGCUGUCUCAGCCUCACCUACCUCAUAAUGUUGUUGCAAGGAUAAAAGGGAGGGGAGAACCAUUUGUAAGGCACUGAAUUCCUUAGAGGAAAGUCAGGAUAUAACCAAAAUGCAUAAAUUCAUGUUGCCUCUGAUUUGGUACUGAUUAAUGUCACACUUGCAGGGUAAUUUAGUGACUGCUAACAACAGAGAAAUCCCACUGAACCCAAUUGCAGUAUUUACCAUACCAAAAAUUAUAAUUCAACUGAAUUAAGAACCCAAGAUCACAAACUGAAUCAGUAACCACACUUAAAUUUGAACUAAUUUAAUUGAAUAGAUGCAAUGAAAUUAGAUUAACUUAUAUCCAAAUACUUCAAGGUUAUUUAAGUUAUUUGAUUUCUUGAUCAUAUUGAGGGUUUAUUUAUUUGUUUUAUUAAUUGAUAUACUUGCCAAAAUGGCUUUUAAGCAGUAGAAAAUCAAUUAUAAAAUACAUACAUAAUUAAGGGUGCAAUCCAAAUCAUAUGUAUGUACACCAGGCUGAGGGGAGGUGGCUACCGUGGAUCCCUGGCUAGGUCCCAGCUGUCAGCCGGGCUAUGCUGACAGAAGCCCCCUCCCCCCCCGGCACAGCUGUGGCGCCGCUUCAAGGCAGCCGACCCAACCUGGCUCAGUCAGGGAUCUGCUUGAGAAGCCCAGCCCGGCAUGGGGAAGAGGGUGGAAGCUGGCGCACGGGCCCAAAAAGGGGAUCUCCUGGGACAUGUUGGGGGGAGAGGCUGAGAGGGAGACUUGUAAUACAUCCAGGUCCGUUCGGCUCCCUCCCGCGGCCCUCCAUCCCAACAGCCAGUAAGCUGGGAAAAGGGGUGGCGGAAGGAAACAUGUAUUUUGUUUCCUCCUGCCGCCUCCUGCCAGCACAGCCAGCAUCCUUCUCUCCCAGAGGCUCUUGAACGGCACCUAGAUGUAGUGGCCCCUUCCACCAGCUUUGCCUCUGUCAGCUCUGCUCCCGCCAGUCUCCAAUAAGAUGGAUUGCUCUGCACACAUCCAUAAUUAAAAUAUACAGUAAAACAAGUCAGCUAAAAGCACACCAAAUAAAACAGUUAAAAACAAUUAAGUUGUGGAUCAACCAUGUAUUAAUCAAAAAGAUGAUGUUAUUUCAUCAAAUAAAACAGUGUAAGAAUAUGAACUGUAAUUCCAAAGAUAAAGUCUUAAUGCACGCAUAUGUUGUAAUACGUUUGAAUGCUUUUAAAUUCUCAUUACACAAAUAGAGCAUAGCUACACAAAGGCAAUAUUUUCUGCACUCUCUGCGCAAUAUUAUGCAUAAAACAGAAACAGUCUGUGGCAUGGAAUAAAGCAGCAUAACAAAGUUAAUGAUUUUAUUUCUAGAACAUAAAAAUAAAAAGCUAUAUUUAUUAAAAAUCAGUAGUGCUAAAAUGCCUACUAUUAGGAUCAUGUUGUUUAAUACAGCUGAGAAUUCUUUUGAUGUCUCACCUUUAUGGUUUGCUACAUCUGUGUAAUUUCUCCCAGGGAUAUAAGUGCUCUUAAUCUCCCAUAUGAUGCUGUCAUUUGUUACAAUCUGCCUUUACUUAUUGUUUAAUUGUAAAAAUGUCA